Messenger RNA from Momordica charantia (bitter melon), 2066 nucleotides. Lineage: Eukaryota; Viridiplantae; Streptophyta; Magnoliopsida; Cucurbitales; Cucurbitaceae. The record is from RefSeq and is a predicted model, not a curated record.
UGCUAUGUCUUUUCCCCCUCAAUUUUACUUCUUUGGUCAACCAUUUUUUCCUCCCUUAUUUUAAACAAAAGAUUUACCAAAAUUCAUAGAGAUCAACCCAAAAUGCCUCGUAAAAAACAGAUCUUGCUUCUUCUCUCUUCCUUCCAAUGUUAAAUAACCAAAGGAACAAAACCCAUUUCUCUUAUGGAGUUUUUCCACCCCCAAACAUCCAAACUUGUUCCAAUUUUUAAGAAGAGGCUUAAUGGGAAUGAUCAACUCCCCUGUGUAGCUCAUCCCCAGUUUCCCUUUCUCUUCAACACUAAUUAUUUUCCUUUAACUUGUAUUUUAUUUACAAAAAAAAAAAUUCUCUAUUUCUUCGAAAAGAGACAAGUACGUUCAAAAAUUGAUAUUGACAUUUUCUUAGCACAACACAUGAGGAGAGAUUCGAAUUCACACUCUCUAGAUUGAAGCUAUUGGAAGGUGGGAAAGAGGAAAAAGAGAAGUGUUGACAAUGGCUGUAACUUCCAGUUCCAGAAUGCACAUAGCAGUGUACCCUUGGUUUGCUUUUGGCCACUUGAUUCCAUAUCUCCAAAUUUCCAACAAGCUAGCCAAGAAAGGCCAUAGAAUCUCCUUCUUCAUCCCAUCCAAAACACUGCCCAAAUUGCAGCCUUUUAAUCUCUUUCCACAUCUCAUUACCUUUCUCCCCAUCACUGUCCCUCAUGUUGACGGCCUUCCUCUUGGCGCCGAGACUACGACCGAUGUUCCUCACUCCUCGCAGUUCAGUCUCAUCAUGACAGCCAUGGAUCACACCCGACCAGAAAUCGAGCAUAUUCUCCAAGACAUGAGACCCCAUGCCAUCUUCUUCGAUUUCGUCUUCUGGAUGCCGAAAUUGGCACGUCGACUCGGUAUCAAGUCGAUUUAUUAUAGCGUCAUUAGUGCAACAACAUUUGGUUAUAUUUAUGUCCCAUCAAGGCAGCUCUGUGGAGAUUAUUUAUCUGAGGCUGAUUUUAUGCAGCCACCUCCCGGCUACCCGAGUUCCACCAUCAAGCUUCAUGCUCACGAGGCUCGAUUUUGCGCAUCCAUGAGCCGUACGAGGUUUGGCAGUGAUGUCUUCUUCUUUCGCCGCCAUUUCACUGGACUUCAGGAAUGCGAUGCUAUAGCAUUCAAGUCGAGUAGGGAAAUUGAGGGGCCUUAUGUAGACUAUCUCAUAAGUGAAUUCAAAAAGCCUGUGUUGCUUUCAGGAUCAGAGGACACACAACAGCCAACCACAACACUAGAAGAAAGAUGGGCAAAAUGGCUAUCAGGGUUCAAUACUGGCUCGGUCAUAUACUGUGCAUUAGGAAGUGAGUGUACCUUACCAAAAGAUCAGUUCCAAGAAUUACUUUUGGGUUUAGAGCUUUCAAAUAUGCCAUUCUUGUCUGCCCUUAAACUACCUCACGGUGUCGAAACGGUCGAAGCAGCCUUGCCUGAAGGGUUUGAACAAAGAGUUGGGGGAAGAGGGGUGGUCUACGGGGGAUGGGUUCAACAGCAGCUUAUUUUGGAGCACCCAUCGAUCGGAUGCUUCAUUACACAUUGUGGGUCGGGUUCUUUAUCGGAGGCAUUGGUGAGAAAGUGUCAAUUGGUGAUGUUACCUCAUAUUAGUGACCACUUUUUUCGAGCAAGAACAUUGAGCAGUGUUUUGAAGGUUGGUGUGGAGGUGGAGAGAGGGGAAGAAGAUGGAUAUUUUACAAGGGAAAGUGUGUGCAAGGCAGUGAAGAUAGUGAUGGAUGAAGAGGAUGAAACAGGGAAAGAGAUCAGAGAAAACCGUGCCAAGAUAAGAGAAUUAUUACUUGACAAGGAUUUGGAGGAGUCUUAUAUCAACAAUUUCAUCCAAAGUCUACAAGCUGUGAUUGCAUGAGAAGAUUAUGUCACACUGGUUUUUUACACAUCUAAUGCAUUUUAGACUAAACAAUAACAAAUUUAGACAAAUUUAAAUAAAUAGUUUGUUGCAUUUAUCUUGGUGAUUAUGUAACACUUAACAGUCACUUUGUUCAUGGCAUUUUCUUAUUUCUUGAAUAAAGGCUGGGGAAAAAAAUGACUUUCUUGUA